AUGCGCGAGGCCAGGCGCAUCCCGCGGGGCGACAGCACGGACCCGGCGCCCUGGAUGGCCGACUUUGCGCGCCGCGCCGUCUCGAUCCGCGUCCAGCAGCUGCGCAGCGGCGGCGAGCGGCGCGUGUCGUGGGUCAAGUCGGGCUUCUUCGGCGCCAUCCCCUUCGUCAGCUCCAUCGUCGGCCUCUUCUACGACUCGACCAAGACCUUCCGACUCGUGGCCAUCGGCGCCGUGGGCCUCGGCGACUCGGACCAGGCGGCCAGGCUCCGGGCGCAGGCCAAGGAGGUCACGAGGACGAGCUGGAAGGCCCGCGUCGAGAAGGGCGCCGAGUGGGUCGGCAAGAACGCCUUCGAGCACUGGUGGGACAACUCGGACUUUGCGGCCGCCGUGCAGGAGCACAUGGUGCAGGCGCUGGCGGCCGAGUUUGGCGUCCAGUCGGCGCACGAGUUUGCCGGCUACGCGGUGCACCUCAAGCCCGGGCUCGGGCAGGCCAUCUCGGCCGGCAGGGCCGUGUACACGUGCGACCAAAAGAUGCUCAGGGCGCUCGAGUGGCUGCACCCUGUCGCGCUGCAGUUCCACCUCGAGACCUUUGUCGUCAAUGCUUUGUCGGAGGUGUGGGGGGAGUAG
Thyridium curvatum is the source of this 627-nucleotide messenger RNA. RefSeq lists its product as uncharacterized. The coding region runs from base 1 to 627 and encodes 208 amino acids. The record is from RefSeq and is a predicted model, not a curated record. The transcript has a single exon. NCBI's taxonomy places the organism in Eukaryota, Fungi, Ascomycota, Sordariomycetes, Thyridiales, Thyridiaceae.